GAUAUAAUGAAGUUGAAUUUGUCUGCUCCUCCCAAACUUUGCAAACGAUUGCAGCUUUCCUCGUCACACAGAUAGCUGUGAUUGCUGCUGGAGGGGAGAGAGCGGUCGGCUACUGUUACCUUUUCAGCACAAUUUUGCACGUUUAAGUCAUGUAAGGAGCUCUGUAAUGUCAAAAGAACAGGAUAAAGAUACCUUCUUGCUCAAAAGAAACCGAGGCGGAGAUGGUGGGCUUGAUGAUCUAGGAGGGCCGGGUGUUCUGCUGGGUAGCCCAGACAAGAAAAAGUGCAAGUCGAACACACAGGCUCCCUCCUUCGCUCCCCUAUCUGAGUAUGCUCCACCACCAAACCGAAGUGCCGACCACCUAGUGGCUGCCAAUCCUUUUGAUGACGACUACAACACACCAUCUUUCAAGCCUCUGUCCUCUGGGAACCCAUAUUUUGGCCACCCGCACUACCCUGGCUUCAGUGGCUAUGGCCCUCCCAGGAUGGACCCCCUCAUGCCCAAUAGGAUGCCCUCUUCUUACAGGGGUCUCUACCAGAUACGAAACCAGCUCCACCCUUUUGCCCAGACUCAAAUGGGCAUGGGGUUCAGUCGACCCCCCGAUUUUAACUAUGGGUACCAUGAAAAUCCCAAUUACGGUAACCAUCCACCAUUAAGCAACAACAACAGUAACAUGCCACUUCCACCCAAUCAGCCUUUUAGACCAGGUCCCCGUGACAACAUGAAUCAGGUGCAUCUGCAUAAUGUGACCCAAAGCACUACUCCUGACAUGGGUCCGAGCUUUAGAUCAGCAGUCAACCCAAUUGGGAAUCCACCUCCCCGACCCGGCAUGGACUCUAGUCCUGUUUUUACCCGGCAGCAGCAAAACAACAGCUUUACCCAGUCCAAUACACCCACACCUAAACAGGACUUGAGUGAGGUGGAUUCAAGCAAAAGUACAUCCCAGAACACAUCUCCACGGAAACGAAGCCAUGGCUCGGAGGAGAUCAUGGGUCAGAAAAACUCUGUCGACCUGAAAUCAAAGAAUAGAGGCGCCCUGGUUUGUCAGGGUGCAAGUCAGCCUAACACCACAGAGAAAAUCAACGGCAUCAUCCUCCCCAAUAAUGAUUCCCUGAAGAAGUCACCACAGUCAGGCAGGCACAUGGAGGCAACCCCCCUGGAGCGGAGUAGAAGCAGUGGAGGUGGUGGUGUGGCCAGCAAUAAGACACUGAUGCAUCCCAACAGGCCUAGCCACUCCUCCACGGAGCCUGUGUUUCCAUGUGGAAUAUGCCUGAAUGAAGUGAAUGAUGACCAGGAAGCUAUCCUGUGUGAGGCCUCAUGUCAAAAAUGGUUCCACAGGGUUUGUACUGGAAUGACUGAGACAGCGUAUAACCUGUUGACAGCAGAGGUGUCGGCAGUGUGGGGCUGUGACGUCUGCAUGGAGGAGAAGGGGGCACAGCUCCUUAGAACAAAGGAGCUAACAGGGCAGCCAGCAGGGCAGCAGCCAACAGUUAACAGCGAGUGAUAUGGUCAUGAAUAUGCCAUCGGUAACAUUAUUCUAUCUUAUACUGGUCAUUUUCUUUGGUAUGCUUCCUUUGUAGGUUAAUUUUCCUUACGUUUUUACGUAGGGUUUACGAAGGGUUACAUUUUUACCAUUGUUGUUUUAUUUGACAUUUGGUAUAAUUUGGAUAGAAGUUUGUCCCAUGCUUAGGCCAAUGCAAAAGCUAGACUGAAGUUAUUUUUAAUGUCAUAUGUAUUCCCUAUUUUUGGGCAGGUACCAUUGGCCAUGUUGACCACAAUAAUGUCAUUCUCUUAACGAGGUCCUUACUGUUCCUCCCAACCUUCCUGGCCUAGUUUAUAUAAACUUAUUACAACAUCAGUAUGAGUAAGCUCUCUCCGGAAAGGUUAACUGAUUGACGGAUGCAAACGUAUUCAACGUUUUAAUCAGAUAUUUUUUGCAACUGCUGUUAUAGUUUUUGAGCAGUAUGAUUUUUUCCCAAAAAGUUGAGUCUCAGCUGGAGUGGUGCUCCAAAGCCAUACACCUGUACUGUAUGCUAUACAACCAGAUUUUUUUUAAAUGAUUCGAUACACGUGGGUCGUUCCACCAAUUCGAUGCCUUUUGAGAUGUGUAACUUGGUGAAUGAUUUUGUUUUUGAAAGUAACAGGGUUGAAGAUUAUCUUAAAUCAGCCAUAAAUCCCCUCGUGACAGGGGAAAUGAAAGCUUUGUGUGUGCAACAGGGAGGGGCAAUUGAAUGCAAGCUUAACAAAAAAAUAUAUAUAAAUGUUCAAACAUUUUUAGCCUGUCUAAUUUAUCUAUGGGUAACAGGGUUGACAUGUUAUGCUCAACCCACUCAGUUUUCCACCACAAAACACCAGAAA
Coregonus clupeaformis (lake whitefish) is the source of this 2358-nucleotide messenger RNA. Its product is annotated as pygopus homolog 1-like. The transcript has 3 exons. Lineage: Eukaryota; Metazoa; Chordata; Actinopteri; Salmoniformes; Salmonidae. The record is from RefSeq and is a predicted model, not a curated record. The coding region runs from base 167 to 1504 and encodes 445 amino acids.